GUACGCGUGCAAGAGCUUAUUGAUGAUCAGAUUCUGAUAGUCUGCAACCUCUUUCCUCCUACAGUCAGGUUGGCCUAUAGACGCUUCUUUGAGACAGAAAUUGCCGCGAGACUCAGUCAGCCUGUAGCUCCAAAACGAGGCGAGGCGACUCGGACAAACGAACGCUUCUCGCAGCAUGAUGAAGAGUUCGCAGCACAUCUAUAUCAGGCAAGCGGCCUAGCCGACAUGCCAGAGCUUGUUCAACUCUCCAAAGGUCGUCUUAUGGGCCUCAACCCUAACAUUCGUAUAUAUCGCUACAAGCCUGGAGCAUUCUUUGGACCGCACUAUGAUGAUUCUGUGCGCGAGACAAUUGCAGGACGCAAGUGCGAAUCCGCUUGGACACUUCUCAUCUACCUAUCCGACAACCUUGUAGGUGGCGAGACACAAUUUCAUCUUGGGAAGGGAGAAGUACUGGCACCACCGGUUCAAGAUGGCAUGGCCCUUCUUCAUCGGCAUGGCCACAAUUGCCUCUUGCAUGAAGGUCUUCCUGUUAAAAGCGGGGUCAAAUGGGUACUGCGAAGCGACUUGAUG
Protomyces lactucae-debilis is the source of this 570-nucleotide messenger RNA. RefSeq lists its product as uncharacterized. The record is from RefSeq and is a predicted model, not a curated record. Gene Ontology annotation, biological process: peptidyl-proline hydroxylation to 4-hydroxy-L-proline. Lineage: Eukaryota; Fungi; Ascomycota; Taphrinomycetes; Taphrinales; Protomycetaceae. Gene Ontology annotation, cellular component: endoplasmic reticulum. The annotation marks the transcript as partial. The transcript has 2 exons. Gene Ontology annotation, molecular function: procollagen-proline 4-dioxygenase activity; iron ion binding; L-ascorbic acid binding.